GUUUCUUCGGAGUUUCUUUAUUUUUGUCGUUAAGGCUAACGUCGUUAGCUUAUGCCUGCGUCGUUACCAUGGUGACGCUCCGAGGCAGAGGGGACGCGGACCGGAGAAACGGGCCGAGCACGAGCACCGGGACCCCGGCACGAUCUGAGAUAAAGACCCGGAGGAGGAAGAACGCUCCCCGGACUCAAGAGUCCGGACGGUCCGAUGUAUGUAAAUCUGAGGAUGAGGAGCAGAACCUCACCGAUUCCGAAACAGCCGAGGAUGAAGAUGAGAAAGCAGCAGGAAGCGUCAUCAGGAAAUCUCAGCGGCUCCAGAAGCGUUCAGGUGGCCGGCUGAGGAGAAGCACGAGGCUGACCAAAGUGACGAGCAGGUACGAGGCCUCCAACAUGUUCGACGGCAUCAGCACCAACGCCGCCAGGUCGGUCCUGAACAGGAUGGACAGCAUGAAGAAGAAGAGGCGGCUCAGUAACAACAAGGAAGGAAAGAUCUACUCUAAAGCCCAGAGGAGUAAAACACCAGUCCCACUGCGAGGAGAGCUCAGCGACAGCGAGGACAGCCGAGGGGCGGGCUUUGACGAGGACAGCAGGAAGGCCGUAACAGCAGAUGAAGACAGCAACUGCAGCGUCGGCCACAACGUUGAUGCCAAACUGAGCCGAGCCUCGUCGCUGUACCGAGGCCCGACCAGCGACUUCCUGAGAGGAACCUUCCCGGUCAGCGCCUCCGGAGCGAACACGACCCGCAGAGCAGCCUUCAGACCCACUAAGAGCGCCUGGUCCAAACAGUCUGAUGAAGACUCUGAUGAUGAAGAGGAGGAGGCCCCUGACAGCUGUCUCCCACUCAGCCUGCGUACCGGCAACCUUUUGGGAACCCGCAACGACAAGAUGGCUGCAGGAGCG
Messenger RNA from Haplochromis burtoni (Burton's mouthbrooder), 896 nucleotides. RefSeq names its product ATPase family AAA domain-containing protein 2-like. Lineage: Eukaryota; Metazoa; Chordata; Actinopteri; Cichliformes; Cichlidae. Gene Ontology annotation, cellular component: nucleus. Gene Ontology annotation, molecular function: histone binding; chromatin binding; ATP hydrolysis activity. Gene Ontology annotation, biological process: positive regulation of transcription by RNA polymerase II. The record is from RefSeq and is a predicted model, not a curated record.